Cylicostephanus goldi is the source of this 585-nucleotide messenger RNA. NCBI's taxonomy places the organism in Eukaryota, Metazoa, Nematoda, Chromadorea, Rhabditida, Strongylidae. The record is from the annotation of a GenBank genome assembly.
UUGAUUUCUCCAGGUCUAUGCAACUCAACCGAUUCCCAACCGACCUGCUUGAAUGGAGGCUACGUUGACCCUUUGAACUGCACUGUUUGCAAAUGUCCUACUGGAUUCGCGGGCGAUUUCUGUCAGCUGAUCGAACCGUCCGGAGCACUGAAGUGUGGCGGGCUUAUUCCGACUACUUCAAAACUGACUCGGAUGAAAAUUACGAUAGCUGCCAGUGGUCCAGAAAGAAGGAAGUGUGUUUAUCAUAUCCGGUCUCCACCAAGGCGUCGUGUUAUGAUCGGUUUGCAAGAAAUCCGAGGAGUUUGCCAAGAAGGAUGCUAUAAUACAGCUGUCGAAAUGAAGAUGAUUGGUGAUUUCAGACCUGUAGGCUACAGAUUCUGUUGCAAUUCGCACUCAUUCCGCCGUAUGUUGUCCAGAGGAAGAAAUGUUCCAAUCACAUUCUUUGCACGAAAUUCAACUCUCGAAGUCAUUCUCUAUUUCCGAUGGGUUGUGCUCACACCUGAUGCUGAAGAUGCUAGAUACCUCAAUGCAACACAGUUAGCUGAAGUCUACACACAAAGCGAUGCAGACAACGGUAAAGUGUGA